CGGGAAGAAGGUAAUGACUUAGGUUGGGCGAGCAUCGUAUCCGGGAUUACAUCUCUUCUAUAAAAAUCAACUCUUCGGUGGGGUUUGUCACACAGUGGAACAGACGAAACAGAACGAACACAAGUCAUGGCAGGGAACUGUUCAACCUCGAGACUGUGGGUUGUUGUUGCUAUUGCAUUCUGUAUAACAACUGUAUCAUUGGCGUGCUACCUCAUUUGGAAGGAGGUCGGGUCAAGGAAAAGUAUUGAAGAACGUAUUGUUGAGCGGUACCCAACCCUGUUUGUUACGGAAGUGCAGCAGUUGCGCCUGUUCAACUUAACCGGACAGUACACGCCAGUCAAGAGCAAGGUACUCGGGAAAAGCAACUGCACUGUCAGGUGUGCCGCAAAAAAUGGCAGUUUUCCUGCGCGUCAGAUAUCGGGUCCUGUUCUCAACCACGCAUGUUGUCAAUCACAGGCGUUCUUCAGAGACGAAGCGACAAUGACCUCUGUGACGGGCGUUUUGAAGACGAUAGCCCAGUUUGGCAACAGGAAACAGUUCUUCAAGUUCGAGCAGUGCAGUCAUGUUUCCAAUUAUAACUACGGCGUGUGUUCCCAAAAUGUGGAAUAUACGACGGCAGUCACGGUGAACGAAGACGAGGAUGAAGACGACGACGACAGAUACCAAAUCGAGUGGGUCAGGUUGCCCGGAUCCUGCAAGUGUCUCAACACGUAGGGUCUCCGGGAGAACAUCCACGGAGAACCAGAAGAACAAAUCAAUUACUUGUAUUAAAUCAUGACGUGUUUAUAUUUUUAUCUCCCGUGUAUAUUUAUUCUUAAAGAAUCUUUAUAUGUGUUCUGUGUUAAAAUGUACUGUUACUUCUUUGUUUACUGUCUCAGUCUAUUGGCACAAACAAUUCAUUUUUUCAUCUUUUUACACGUGAAGUUUACAACAUAUACUGUUUUUUUCCAUUGGACGAGAGGCGGCCGGUCAUAUCAUAGCAAAAUUGACGACAUUUUGACGUUCAAAACGUUUAUCACAAGACUUUUCUUGAAAUGACGUAAAUAUUGGCGUACUACAUCCUUUGGAACUCCCAAGCACGAAUAAAUACAGAUGCGAUGUUUCUCAUCCCUUAAUGCCGAACUAAUCGUUUUAGCCUUGAUUGGGAAAAGUCUGCGAGUUCGACUGCUUUCCCUUGCACCAAGACUAGUAUCCUGGCUGCGACCAAUCCCAGUUAACAAAACUCGACCCGUACCUAAGCUGACAGUGAGAGUUAACACCACUCUGUGAAUUUACUCCUUACAUAUUUGUCACAUCUUUAUAGACAGCUGAUGAUCGAACAAAAGAUCAAUUAUGACAAACACGUGUAAUCGACACAGGUUCAUCAACAACUUCUGAAAUCUCUCCCGUCACGUUAAUCGCGUCAGCCAUUUUGGCGUCUUAUACGUUAAUGUGAAUGAAUUUCGACGCACGGUCACCAUGUCUGACUCACUUAACAGACCGUUCUCAUUCAAGUAUAUUAUUUGAACUUUUUUUUUGUAAGUAAACUGAUUUUUUUUUACUGUGGAACCAUUUCAGUAUACACACGCUCGUGUCGACUCUCCUUUUGAGGAACUAUUUUAUUCCGCGAUACAGAUGUUGUAUGGCUGUCAAUGUUAGUACAUGUGGUCACACCUACUAAAUGAAAUUAGGUAUGCAUUCUUAGGGGUAUUAUACAGUGAUUUAUUAGAACUGACAUUCACUUUGACGACUGAGUGCUCCUGGCGAGGUACAGUGAGUACGGAGUGAGUUUUUUUCACGCCGCUUCGAACAGUAUUCCAGUUAUAUCACGGCGUAUCACUUUGAUGUGGGAGGAAAGACCGAAGUGACGCACUUUGGUUAAACCCACAAGCACGGGUAUGUUGCUGACAAACCUAGAAACAUACCGGGAUUCGAGCCUACAAGACUGCACAUAGAUUUGCGGGGUCUUAGUCAACUGGGCCACCGUACCCCCAGGAGAGGUACAUGGCUUCUCGGGUUUAUGAAUGCUUACCAUGUAUAUAGUUGUAUAUUUUUUGUUGUUGUCAAGUAUUAAAAUAUAAACUGUUA
Messenger RNA from Haliotis rufescens (red abalone), 2067 nucleotides. RefSeq lists its product as uncharacterized. The transcript is spliced from 6 exons. Lineage: Eukaryota; Metazoa; Mollusca; Gastropoda; Lepetellida; Haliotidae. The record is from RefSeq and is a predicted model, not a curated record. The coding region runs from base 127 to 714 and encodes 195 amino acids.